Molecule: messenger RNA, 381 nt
Organism: Rotaria socialis
Lineage: Eukaryota; Metazoa; Rotifera; Eurotatoria; Philodinida; Philodinidae
Source: the annotation of a GenBank genome assembly
AUGAUUGGAAUGUCUACUUUGCUGUAUGGUGUUCUUACAAAGCAUUUUAGAUUUAACAGAGAAAGUUUAAAAGAUCAUACGAAAUUUCAGUAUUUAAAUGCAGGAACUGGUGGAAUCGGUGGUGCUUUUGUACAUACAAACCAUUUUAAUACUAAUUUGAUGAUUCUUGACGGUUGGUGGGGUAAUUCUAGUGCUGCACGCUUCGCGAUGUUCGAUAAUUUAGCUGAAAUGGAUGAAAUUAACAUGUCAAUAGAUGUUUACGAUAAAGAUGAUCGUAUUGAUAUUGUUGCUGAAGAACCAGCUUCGGAACAACAAAAACAACAUUCUCAACUUACAUUAACUAAAUUAACAAUAUGUGGAGAGAAAAAAAAGUUUUUUUAA